AUGUCGUCUUCGUUUCCGGGUGUCGCGGUCGUUAUUUGGGCUGGGUCAGGAGAUGGGAGGGCCGUGGCUCACUUACUCGUCCAAAGCGGCUGCACGAAGCUCGUCCUCGGUGGUUUAGACGAGGGUCGUCUCGCAGAGGUGGUCAAGGAGUGCCAUGCCCUGACCCAGGGGCACGCGGACCUUCAGAUACUCAGCAGAAAGUGCGACUCGAGAGAACCCCGUGACGUGGACGAGUUGAUCGCCGCUGCGGUCGCCAGGUUCGGCCAGAUCGAUUACUGUGCCAACUGCGAAAGGCCGGAUGGGUUCUACGGCGAGACGACCGAGGCUCCCUGGGCAACUUUCACCACGGCCGGGGAGCGCUGGCAGCGAGGUGUCUGGCUGGCCAUGCGAGCAGAGGUGCGUCAAUUCUUGGCUCAAAAGGCCAACCGACAAUCCAGCGCGGCCAGCAUCGUCAACGUCUCGGCUGCCCACGGCCUGGCCAGCGACCCAGGCUUUCCCAGUUACAGUGCCGCCGCCCACGGCGUCGUCGGGAUGAGCAGGGCCACCGCGCUGGACCAUCUCUCCGACGGCAUCCGCAUCAAUUGCGUCUGUCCCGGCCCUUCUGCCCCUCAGACGCUGCCUGAAAAGACGCCGGAUGGUAACGCCCCACGACGGUCUCUGCCACUCGGUCCCCUGGGCCGGGAGAUAACGCCAGACGAGGUCGCGCGGGCGGUGGUGUUUUUGCUAGGCGAGGCGUCCAGUGCAAUCACCGGGAUAGAGUUGCCGGUCGAUGGCGGGUGGAGUCUUCGACAUCAUUAG
Fonsecaea nubica is the source of this 798-nucleotide messenger RNA. RefSeq lists its product as hypothetical. The coding region runs from base 1 to 798 and encodes 265 amino acids. The transcript is spliced from 3 exons. The record is from RefSeq and is a predicted model, not a curated record. Lineage: Eukaryota; Fungi; Ascomycota; Eurotiomycetes; Chaetothyriales; Herpotrichiellaceae.